GGCCUCCCCGCUCCGGAUAUGAUGAAAAGGAGCUACAGACGGAGAAGUGUUUCAGGAGAGUAGGGUGGAAGGGGAACGAGCGGCAGAGGGGGAAAGGUCCCGCCUGGCAGAGAAGCGGCCGGGCUGAGCCGGCUGGAAGAGGGGGCGGAGAGCUCGGAGCCAGGCAGGAGCAGCCACUGCCGCAGCUGCCGCCACUGAGGUGUCUGGCUGAGCCAGAGAGAGGCGGGGAGGGACACGCAGGGGCGGCCUCCACCAUCAGGCCACCGGGGCGCGAUGCAGCCUCUGCCGGAGCCGCACUAACUUUCCGGGGCGGAAGAGGAGGAGGCAGGGGCUUUGAGCGAGCUGGGGGGGAUGCCGAGAAGCAGUCAGUUCCCAGCACCCAAUACCUAACAGCCCUCCGGCGGCAGCCCCGCGGGGCGGCCAGCUAGGCGGCAGGCGGUGGAGCGGCCCAUGUCCGGCGCGGGAGAAGCGCUGGCCCCCGGGCCACAGCGCGGGGCCGAGGCGGGGGACGGGCGCCCGGGCGCCCCGGCCCAGGAAAAAUGUGAUAAGGAAAAUACUGAGAGAGACAUAACUCAAGCCACCAAUAGCUGCUUCACACAUGGAGAGAUGCAAGACCAGUCUGUUUGGGGAAAUUGUUCCAAUGACGAACUCAUCAGAACUCAACCUCAGCGCCUGCCUCAGCGUCAAACUUCAGCACAGGAACCGAGUGAGGAGGAAAUAGGCAAGAUGAAGGAGUGCCACCAAAGUCUGCGCAAUGGCAAUGGGAUUCCUCACGGGGCCAGACGCGCGCCUGCAGACACUCGGAGACUUUCAGCACCUGUUACUCAAAAAAUGCACAGAAAAAUUCAGUCUAGCUUGUCUGUGAACAGCGAUAUCAAUAAGAAGAGUAGGGUAAAUGCUGUCUUUUCCCAAAAGCCAGGCUCUUCACCUGAAGAAAUGCCACAGCCGAGUCAUGUAACACCGGACGCCUUCUCACCUGUGAGAGCGCUGCCCCUGCACGCUGGUUACCUUUACAACCUUUCUGUGCUUUAGCCACGAACUAGUACCACAGAUAAAGCCAACGAACCCGGUUAGACUUAUGGACCUUGGAGUGCUGAUUAGCGCUCCAGGAAGCCUGUGGACCUAUGGAGGGAAUUCAGCCCAGCCCUCUGAGUUUACGGGUUCUCGAUCCUUACUUUUUUCUAAAGUAGUCUUUUGGCUUCUUACCUCUGUGACCUUUCUCUCCUUUUGAGCCUCCCCGCCCUCCCCCCUUUGCAGUGUGUUUCCCCCUUGUAUUCCUAGUGUAGCAGUUUUAUUCAGCAUACCAUGGAGACACGGCAUCACCCUCAGUAGAAGUACAGCCAUGACUCUGGGUGACAGUCUGGGUGGUAUGUACCCCAGGUGAGCAGGACAGUUUGAAAAGCUCACUAGGUGGUCACAUGGUUCCAUAGGAAUCCCUGGUAAAAAUGGUAAAAGUAUCUUUCUUUGACCCCAUGGCCUCCCCUUCUCUCCUGGUCUGCACACCCUGACCUGGUCCCUUGACAUUGUACCUUCACUGCGGUGCUGGGGGGCCCUGCACACGCAGUUAAGUAGCACAGCUCACUAUCUUUGCUUGUCAGCCUAGAAUGUUUUCACAGCUUUCUUUGCCUUCUUGACCUGUGCACAUAUUUUUCAAAAUUUA
This is a messenger RNA of Rhinolophus ferrumequinum (greater horseshoe bat), 1660 nucleotides long. RefSeq names its product MyoD family inhibitor domain containing (gene MDFIC). The transcript is spliced from 5 exons. The coding region runs from base 451 to 1032 and encodes 193 amino acids. Lineage: Eukaryota; Metazoa; Chordata; Mammalia; Chiroptera; Rhinolophidae. The record is from RefSeq and is a predicted model, not a curated record.